CACUCACCUUAACCGACACCAUUCCAAUCGAUAGUUUCUUAAAAAUUUUAUCUACUUCUUCAUCUUCUCCCAAUGGAGUGUUAUGUUGUAAUAAUCACUAUAUUUUUAGUCCUGAACUUAGUUGAAGGUGGACCACAAGUACCUUGCUAUUUCAUUUUUGGGGACUCCCUACUUGAUAAUGGCAACAACAAUGAACUUAAAACCGCAGCAAGAGCUAACUAUCUACCAUAUGGAAUUGACUUCCCAUCAGGUCCUACUGGCCGAUUCAGCAAUGGCCGGAAUAUGGCUGACUUUCUAGCGGAAAAACUUGGUUUUGAUCGCUACAGUCCACCUUUUGCAAGUGCAAAGCUGGGUUAUGAGCUAUUGCAAGGUGUGAAUUAUGCAUCUGGUUCAGCUGGAAUUCGCAAUGAUACAGGAAGUCAUCUUGGCUAUCGGAUUUACUUGGGCAAACAAUUGGAGAAUCAUAAAGUCAUAAUUAACCGUCUUGCUUAUUUGAUGGGGAGUAGAACCUCAGCCAAAAAGCACUUGAAUAAGUGCCUCUAUGUUGUGGGAAUGGGAAGCAAUGACUACAUCAACAACUACUUGAUGCCUGAAAAAUAUGCCUCAAGUCUUUUAUACACACCAAGUCAGUACGCAACAGUCUUGAUAGAUCAAUACUCCCAACAGCUAACAGAAUUGUAUGAAGGUGGAGCAAGGAAAAUCGCACUUUUUGGACUGUCCCAAAUAGGUUGCAUUCCAGAUCAGUUAAAAAAACACAGCACACUUUUAUGUGUGGAUUCAACAAAUAAGGCAGUUCAAUUAUUCAACCAACACCUAAAAACUCUUGUUGAUGAUCUCAAUACCAAAUUUCCAGAUGCACAAUUCACAUACAUAAACAUGUAUGGCAUUUCAUCCGCGAUCGCUCUAACUCUUUUGAAUACUCCAUGCUGCCAAGUUAAUGAGGCUAUACCUGAAGGGCAAUGCAUUCCUAGAAAAUCUCCAUGCUUCCUUAGGGCUGCACAUUUCUUCUAUGAUAAUUUUCAUCCAACUGAACUUGGCAAUUCCCUCUCUGCAAAUAGAGCUUACAGUGCUCUUCUACCCUCUGAUGCUUAUCCUAUGGAUAUUCAUCACUUGGUCAUGGGCAACAAAAUGUACGUUGAUGACCAGUAAUUUUCAUGUGUUUCACGAUUUUCGUGUGUAAUAAUCGUGUAUGAAUGUACAUACGCUCUAUAGUAAAAAUUUAAUGUGUGUGCGGUUUUGUUUUCUUGAAUUGGAAUAAAAUAGUUUAUAUUAUGAUCCUAGAAGUUGUUUCUUGUGAAAUUAUAUAUUGGGCAUUCAGUCUU
Molecule: messenger RNA, 1322 nt
Organism: Lycium barbarum (goji berry)
Lineage: Eukaryota; Viridiplantae; Streptophyta; Magnoliopsida; Solanales; Solanaceae
Product: GDSL esterase/lipase At1g29660-like
Exons: 5
Coding region: 73-1149 (358 amino acids)
Molecular function (GO): hydrolase activity, acting on ester bonds
Source: RefSeq, a predicted model, not a curated record